Mustela erminea (ermine) is the source of this 1698-nucleotide messenger RNA. It is a transcript of the gene CD53, whose product is annotated as CD53 molecule. Lineage: Eukaryota; Metazoa; Chordata; Mammalia; Carnivora; Mustelidae. The record is from RefSeq and is a predicted model, not a curated record. Bases 249 to 896 code for a protein of 215 amino acids. Gene Ontology annotation, cellular component: membrane. The transcript is spliced from 8 exons.
ACAGGGGAAGGAUUACAUCUCUAAGGCUAAAAAGAGCAGGCUGAGCCUCACUUCCUCCUUCUCAUCAACUGGGCUUCCUGUUGUCACAGUGUGAGCACAUUUAUUUUCCCUUCACUUCUCCUUUUAUACAAAUAGCCCCGGACAUCCGUGUUACCAGCCUCAUUGUGACCACCUCAAGGAUAAUCACUGAUCCUGCCUAAAAGACUAAGGAAGAGUGAGUGCCUGCAAAAGGGUAAGAAUAUCCCAGCAUGGGCAUGAGUGGCUUGAAAUUGCUGAAGUACGUUCUGUUUUUCUUCAACCUGCUCUUUUGGUUCUGUGGCUGCUGCAUUUUGGGCUUUGGGAUCUAUCUCCUGGUCCACAACAAUUUCAGCCUGUUCCCCUCCCUCACACUGGGCAAUGCAUUUGUCAUCGUGGGCUCCAUUAUCAUGGUGGUUGCCUUCCUGGGCUGCAUGGGCUCCAUCAAGGAGAACAAGUGCCUGCUUAUGUCAUUCUUUUUCCUGCUGCUGAUUAUCCUCCUUGCUGAGGUGACCAUGGCCAUCCUGCUCUUCGUGUAUGAUCAGAAGUUGAAUAAUUAUGUGUCUACAAGCCUGACUGAGAGCAUCCAGCAAUACCACUCGAACAACAGCACCAAAGCAACAUGGGAUUCCAUCCAGACAUUUCUGCAAUGUUGUGGUGUAAAUGGCACAAGUGAUUGGGGCGGUCACCCACCAGCAUCUUGUCCCUCAAAUCCACAAGUUCAGGGUUGUUAUGCACAAGCAAAACUGUGGUUUCACUCCAACUUCCUACACAUUGGAAUCAUCACUAUCUGUGUCUGUGUGAUUCAGGUGUUGGGGAUGUCCUUUGCGCUGACCUUGAACUGCCAGAUUGAUAAAACCAGCCAGGCCCUAGGGCUGUGACAUGAUACUGCCUUGUGUUGGAGAGGCUUAUUUCAUCUUUGGAAACCCAAAAUCAGUUAUUAGCAUGAAGCCUUAAAUGGUCAUCUCUUGGUCUGGUGUCUUUGUCCCCUUCUCAUCCUUUCCCUGUUUUGGUCCCUGUAUCAUAAAACCAGAAAAGAAGGUAUUAGCCAGACAUUUCCCAUCUCAGGCACCAGAAAUUUCCCAUCUCAGGCACCAUUUAUGGGGCAGCUAUGUCCCUCAAGGUGGUGACACUAAUACCUGAGCAUUUUUUGGACAUGAGAAGCCAAGAGAAUCUGCACUAAUGGCUCAAGAUCAAAGGAUGGGUUUGGGACUUGAAUUUUUGCAUCUGCUUGUUGUCAAAUAAGGCUCCAGCCUCUAAAUCAUACCCAGUCCACUCUCCAAAGCCAAGCAAAAGAGAAGCUGAAGGGACCUUUGGGGCCAGACUCUUUGGAUCAUUGUCACAACCCUCUUUUUCCUUUUGGCUGGGCCUGGGCCUUCACUAUAGGAAUGACAGAGUACUCUUUCUCCAAAGAGAAACUUUGAAACUUCAUUAUUAAAGGACAUUAUUGAUUCUUUCUGUCUUUCUAGAAGUAACUGCCCAGUGAUUCGUAUCCUGACUUCAGCCAGUCUCUUAGCCUUUGAGUUACAUAGCUAUGGAAGAACUUAGCAGGACCGGUAUCUCUAGUGGUUUAGCUAAUAAUCACAUUCGUAAGAGUUCUGGUAUUAUUUUUCUAUCAAAUAAGGUUUUGUUAAUGUACUAUUUUAUCUCCUCAAUAAAUAAAACAGCUUAUGACCUCAAUCA